AGAGAUGACGCCUGAAAAUAGAACAGACCUGUUGACAGAUGGCCUUAUUUACUUCGGUCAGAAAAUCAGAGAUAAACUAGGUUACAAAUUGGUUAUGAAAUUCAAAAGAUCAAAGAAAAUUGAGGAAAACAGUGAUGUGGCCAUGAAGGAGAUUGUAUCAACUGUUCAUGACAAGGUUAUUGGAAAUGAUAAGAUUAUCCAAUGGAUUGAAGAGGAAAAGUCUUCAGUGCUACACACUCAAAACAAUGAUGCAACAAUUAAACUGAACAAGACAGAUGAAUAUAUUCUCAGUCUUCAAAGAUAUUACAGAAUUGGAUAUGAACAACUAGAUGACAAGUUCAAGGAAGAAAAAGAGAGACUAGAGAAAACCUUAUCAACAUUUGAAAAAAAGAACAAGACCUCUAGAUUGCAUCAAACUGACGAAAACUAUAAGAAGGAUGUAAAGAUUGUGAAAGAAAAACAAAAAAAAUUACAACUUGUAACCCUGAAGAAACAUGUUUCAGAGAGGCACUAUUUACUACGGUUAUUGCGCAAAUAUUCAAAAGGACAGGCUGUUUUCAUUAAACUGUCAAAACAGUUAAAGUGCAUAUCAAAAAAAAUUCACAAAUCCAUUGCAGCUUACAACAUGAUUGGGGAUUCCUCUGAAGGUUUACCAGAGCAGAUCACUUUUGAUACUGUCAAGGACAUUGACAGUGAAAUUUAUAAAUGCAUGGUAGAUUUGGAGGUUGUGUCAGAUAUUCCAAACACAAUAAAACAGGAAAUUAUUCAACUGAAAUGCCUCAUUGAUCGAGCCAUCGAAGAACAAACUUUGCUCAAGCAAGAAAUGAGGUCUGUCACUAAUUGGUACAAACAUCAGUACAAUAUUGUGAAAGUAAAACUAGGGGAACAUCCAACUGCAGGAGAAACUGCAUUCUUAAUAAAAGAAGGAAUGUACUAUGAAAUGGUUAUUAUAAGAUUAAACAGGCAGUUUUCAGAGUACAUUGGGGAAGUGUCUGUUGAAUCUCAGUUAACUGAUAGCAUAUUGACUGAUGAUCAUGAAAGGAUGCAACAAAUGUUGAAAGAAAUGGCUAUAAAGGAGGAGAUAUCAGUUGAGGACAUUGAAAGUGAUGAUGAGGAAGAGAGUAGUGAUGAAGAAGACAUGGAGGACCUCUAAAACUGUCUUUCUCUUAGCGUUCCUUCUGGGCAUACUUUUUUGGAUAUUAUAAUAAAAUUACUGUGAUUUUCUUAUUUUCAAUGUAUUUAAACAAAAAACAGCUUUAAACAAUAAGAAAAUACAAAAUUUAACAGAGGUAAAUGUGCUUGCAAAGUAUGUAGGAUGAUUCCUCAUCAAAUCAUCACUCUUUAAUGAGAAUUUCAACUUUUUAAUCUAAUUUAAAAAUGGUUAUUUAAUAUCCAAAACAUUGGAAUUCAUCUUUUAUGAUUAUAUAAAAUUUCAUUCUGGAAUCGAUAUCUACAGAAGUAUUUCUAAAAACAACUGUCUAUCUAAAAUAUUUAGUAGUAUCCUGAAUAAUAG
Molecule: messenger RNA, 1513 nt
Organism: Mytilus californianus (California mussel)
Lineage: Eukaryota; Metazoa; Mollusca; Bivalvia; Mytilida; Mytilidae
Exons: 7
Coding region: 5-1153 (382 amino acids)
Source: RefSeq, a predicted model, not a curated record